This is a messenger RNA of Cryptomeria japonica (Japanese cedar), 528 nucleotides long. Its product is annotated as phenylalanine ammonia-lyase-like. The record is from RefSeq and is a predicted model, not a curated record. The coding region runs from base 1 to 528 and encodes 175 amino acids. NCBI's taxonomy places the organism in Eukaryota, Viridiplantae, Streptophyta, Pinopsida, Cupressales, Cupressaceae. The transcript has a single exon. Gene Ontology annotation, molecular function: ammonia-lyase activity.
AUGCUUCAGCUCCGAGAAGUUCUCGUCGACGCGGCCCUCAAAUGCCCUGUCGAAGAUGACGACAACCAGCUCGGAACGCCACUGCUUUUUCGCAAGAUUCCCGUCUUCCAAAAGGAGUUGAAAGCUUGGCUAGACAAGGAGGUCCCCACCGCUCGGGACAGAUUCCAUGCGGGAGACUUUCCCAUACCCAAUAGAAUAAAGAAAUGCAGAACCUACCCAAUCUAUAAGUUCGUGAGAUCCCAACUGGGAACGGACUUACUGAGCGGGGCGAAGACGCGGAGCCCUGGAGAAGACAUCGAAAAAGUGUACCGCGGCAUUUGCAAGUCGGAGAAGGUGUUUGGUGAAGUAGUGGUGAAAUGUUUGGAUAUGUGGCGUGGCUCGGCUGGGCCCUUCACUUCGCGGCCACAGCAUCCCCCUGUGUCACCUGCGCCAUUCAAUGCAUCGUAUUGGUCUUGGUUUGACACCGCCAAAUCGCCCUCCGCCACCAGCGGCAGAGGAUUCUGGAAUUCUGCCAACGCCACCCUCUGA